This is a messenger RNA of Equus quagga, 5474 nucleotides long. RefSeq names its product chromosome 9 C18orf54 homolog (gene C9H18orf54). Lineage: Eukaryota; Metazoa; Chordata; Mammalia; Perissodactyla; Equidae. Bases 341 to 1900 code for a protein of 519 amino acids. The transcript has 9 exons. The record is from RefSeq and is a predicted model, not a curated record.
CGCCCCCGCGCAUGCGCACCGCAAGCCAGCGCCAUGUUGGGGCUGUUUGAAAGCGAGCGCGGGCGUUGGGUUCCGCUGUGACGGCGGAGGAAGCUGCCGGCUAGCGGAGCCUGGGGCGGGGUGGGCCGGCUCGGGGGUGCUUUGUCGUGUCUCCCGUCCGACCGCACGCCUGGAUUUUCGGGGCAGAGUUGCGGAAGGGUAGUAGGAAUUUCUGGCCUUUCGGUUAACAUUCUAUUCUUCGGAAUGAUGGAUUUCUCUUUGAAGAUACGAGCGGAAGCGUUUAGGGAGAAAAGGUUGUUUUUAAGAGAAAUGAAUAGAAAUAACCUGUUUUGAGGAAGCCAUGGCAAAAUCAAAUACAAAACACAGACUUUGUUCUCGGGAAUCUUCAGUAUCUUCUCUGUUAGCAAGCUGCAGCCUGAAUGGUAGUAAUUCUUAUAACUCUGAAGGCUCUUUUCAGUAUAAGGAUAAACUGUACAGUUCUGCAUCUCAGGCUCUGCAGGCCUAUAUUGAUGAUUUUGAUCUAGGCCGGAUGUAUCCUAGUGCAAGCACUGGAAAGAUUAACAUCGAUAAAUGUUCUGCUAAUAUCCCAGAAUUCUCCAACUAUAUUUAUAAACCAAACAACGCUUUUGAAAAUCUUGAUCACAAGAAAAGCUCCUUGUUCUUAUCCUAUAGAAGACAGACUAUUAAUGACAUAGAUUCUGUUAGCCUAACAACUGAUGAUCUAUUAAAACUUCCAGCAGAUGGAUCAUUUUCUUUCACCUGUGUUGGACCACGUCACCGAAUUAGCAAGAAAAACAAGAAAUGCAUUCGGAGACUGAAUUUGCAGGACACUGAAAAGAAUCAAAACUUUCAAGAACCCUUCACUCCCGUGGGGAAGGAUAACUUAGCUACUCCUAUUGUAUACACAAAUAUAAAUGGAAAGCAAUGUGGUAGACUAAAAAACCCAAAAUUUGUGAAUAAGACUAAUAAAUGCAUUUCUGAACCAUCUUUUUCCAAGAAAUCAUCUUUCAAGGACAAUUCAGAACAUAAUCUUGAAAAGAAUUACCCAAGAUGGCUCACUAGCCAGAAAUCUGACCUUGAUGUCUCAGGGAUAACGAGUAUACCUGAUUUCAAAUACCCAGUCUGGCUCCACAAUCAAGACUUGCUGCCUGAUACAAAUGGUCAAAGGAUUUAUAAAAUAUUUAAAGAAGAUCAAUGUUCCCCUACACAUAGUUACCAGGCACAAAGAACUUCUCGGCUCAUGAAUAAAUUAGAUUGUUUUGAAUAUUCUUUUGAACCCUCAAACAUUUCAAAUUCUUUGUGUGAUGAUAAAGGAUUAGUUAAUGAAUAUAAAUCUGAUUUUGAACAUACCCAAUGUCAAUGUGAGAAUCCACUUCUCCCAGGACAAUCCGAAAAGCCAUUCAGUGGUGACAAAAUUGAAUUGCUAAUCCUGAAGGCCAAGAGAAAUAUAGAGCAUUGUGCAGAAGAAUUACCAAAGUCUGUGGAAAAGGAUGACAGUCCUAAUUCAUUAGAUAAACUUGAAGCAGAGAGAUCAUGGGAAAAUACUCCUGUUACUUUCAAACCCCCUGUUCCUGUUAACUCUGAUGAUAGUCCUCAACAAACUUCAAGGGCAAAGUGUGCUAAAGGGUACCUUGAAGACUUUUUAAAUAGUGAUAAUCAGAGCUGUACCCUUUCUGGAGGGAAGUAUCAUGGUCCUGUUGAAGCCCUGAAACAAAUGUUAUUUAAUCUUCAGGCAGUACAAGAAAGUUUUAAUCAGAAUAAAACCACAGAGCCAAGAGAAGAAAUUAAGCAAAUUUCAGAAGAGGAUCUCUCUAAAUUACAAUUGAAGGAAAGUAUGGUUCCUAUCAGUAGGUCACUUCAAAAGAUGACUGAGUUUUCUCCACUGCGACCUGACCUGUAAUCUUGGCUUUAUUUUAAAGGAAAACCAGAUCUUGGUAUAAUACCACAUUAUUCAACAUAAUUGUCAUUUGUUUCCCCCAUGCUCAAUAAAAAUGAAUUUUCCUUAGAACUAUAACCAAUCCUUCAGUGCUAUUUUAAAAAUUUUAGCUAUCUUGAAUGUGCAUGUUAAAAAUGAAUUAUGUACUUUAUUUCUUAAAUGAUGUACACAGUAUACCAAAAGAAAAGAUAUCAUUGCACAGAACUGUUGUGAAAAUUACAUGAAAAAACGUUUAGUUAAAUGUGAUACAAAUGAUAUUUCUUAUUAUUUGUUAUUAGGCUACUUGGAAACUUUAAAAAAAUAAAACUUGAAUAUCAAACAUAUAAUUUUUAAAGUAAAUGUUUACAGAAUUUUAGAUGAAUCAUUUUAACCCUCAAUUAUUCAGAUCUCAAGGGUUUAAAAAAAAUUCUCAAAGUUUGAUACGUACAUUAUUCUAUAAAUUCAUUUCUCAUACUAAUUUUCGAUUAAUAAGCAAUGUAAUCACCAUUUCUUGCUGUCUCCAUUUCCUAUUCAGUCCUUAAUAUUGGUUUAUAAUGUGUUUUAUACUUUUUAAUGAAGGGCUUUGCACCAUUUGUCUCGACUGAGGGACCUGGUUGAUGAUACCAGUGGGAAACAGUCACCGAAAAUGUGAAGAGGAAAAUAAAACAGUCUAACCAAUAAAUAGUCACCACAGAACAAAAAUGUAUUUUUUUCUAUUGCUUAAACUGACAAAGUAAUUAUAAGCCAUACAUUAUACUGUGAUUGGUUCAAGUAUUAUGUAUUUUAAAAAACUAAACUGGAAAAUGUCCAUGGGUUUUGUGAACUAAUCUCAUUUUGUGCCAAAAUACCAGAAUGUGACACACUAUGCCCUAUAGUCUGACCUUGGUCUUCAGGUCAGCAAAUGUCUAAUAUUCAAAGAUGGAUAAUUUCUGCUCUUGAAGCUAACAUGGACUUACCUUCUUCAGCAUCCUCAUCAUUUUAUCAUCUGGUUCUGGGUCAUUAAGAAACUCUUGCUAGUUUCUAUUCAAAAUCUCUUAAAUAGACUUUUGAUACAGUUAGCAUCCACUUUUAAUGAGCUUAAAGGAAUACCAAAAUCAUUAUGGUGUAUCUUAUCCAUAUGGAAGUCUGUUACUUUUAAGUUUUCAUAAAUCAAAUAUUUAAGCUGUGUUGUAUUUGCAAAUAACAGUAAUUUUCUAGUGGGGUGAUGCUAAAAGGAAUGUUUUCAUGUUGUAAAAAUGCAAGAGAACCUAAUUUAAUGCUUUGAUUCUGUGUAAGAAAAUCUUGAUAAUAUUUGACAGUUUACAAAACAUUUUUGAGGAGGAUUCUUGAGAAUUUAAUUUUUUGAUAUUAGAUUAUUUCCCAGAUUUUAGUUUUGGGAUUACCUCAAAUUAGUGAAAACUGAGAUCAGUGGCCAAUUGCUUUAUGAAAUUUGAUAACAAAAUUUAAAGAAAAUGAAUAUGGAAAAUCAGAAAGCAGCUCUCUGUAUUUUAAAGCUAUUUUGUAAGAACUGAACUUUCUUAAAAGCAAUCUGUUGUCUUUAAAGUUUUUCUCUAGUUGAAACUGAACAGAGCUCUAUAGUUUGCAAUUUCUACCAAGUGAACUAAUAAGCAGGCAGCAUCUUUACCCACAAAACUAAGAAUUAAGGCGUAGCAUUAUAAAUAAUGAAACAUAUUUCAAGAAGCCUGAUGGAAUUAAAGAAUAUCUAUGUACAGAUUAAAUGGAAUUAAAGAAUAUCUAUGUACCGAUACUACAGAUAUACAGAUACUACAGAUUAACACUUUACCCAAACAGUAGCAUCUUUCCUAAGUAGCUUUACUAUCAAAUAGGAAUUUCGAAGUACAUUGGGUCAAAGAAUUUUUUUCCCCCAAAUUUAAAGCACUAUAUAAGACCUUUGUUAUAGAACUGACAUGUCAAAGACUGUAGACUGAUCCCCAUCUUAUUUCUGGGCCAGUGAGUCAGUCACUGUACUGUUCUUUUUGCCCAGUUUGAGAGAGACUUGCCAAUAAAUUUGUUUACUCUGGAGGUAUUUCUGCCACUGACAUGCUAUGUUCUGUUAUCUUCUUCACAGCAAAUAGCUUGCAUACAAUCAAACAAGGCAUUAUUUGGUGUUUAAAGUCUGGCUGGCUGUUAAAAAUGCAGAUUUUAAGUGGGUAAACAUCAGGUGGAUCUGGAUUGAUCGUGUUCCAGGCUUAGCGAAAUCCACUAUUGGGCAAAUUCUAAAGAAGGCAGAGAAGAUAGAGACAUCAGAUAAAUAAACUUCUAAUUACAUAUUAUAUGUUGGUCAGACGUAAUAUUUCUAGAUGCUCUAGAAAGCAUCUCCAAAGAGAUUGUGCUGUAAUGGCUGAAUAGCACUGAUUUGGUUAGUGCUUCCAUUUGCAAAAACAUCUCUUCAGUACUAAAUAAGAUAAGCCUUUUCUGAAAUUUUAUGUUAUAAAUAAUGUUUUAAGAAACUUAUUAUACUUACCAAAGGAAUAUUUUUCCUUUUAUGUUAAAUAUGGAAGUUUAGUAUUUUAUCCCAAAAGGAAAUUAACUUUAUCAAAAUGAUUAAUUCCAACAUUUUUAAAAAAGAAAUAUGUUGGCGAGUCAACUAAGAAAAAAACUAAAUGAUAAAUGUUUAAGAAGUUCUCUAAAGAAUUGAUUGAAUCAGUUACAUGUUAAGUAUUUCACUGUUUUUUAUCUUGAGGUUUCCAGGGGGAAAGAGAGAGACAAUGGUAUUGAGACUGCUGAGUUGGGAAUUUAAAAGCAGAUAAUGACAACAAUUAGAUUUAAAAAAUUACAUUGUGAAUAUAAAAUUUUAUCAACUCUUUUCUCUCUUUUUAGUAUAUUGAAAAAUGUUAAGUAGAAAAAAUGAGAACAUUUUAAUAAAACAUUUCAAAUUUUUAAUGGAAUAUGAAAAAAAUUUAACAAGCCUGAUCCCCAAAAUUAUUUGAGAUCAAGGGAUAAAGGUGUAAUGAAUAUAUGAAAACUCAAAGCUCAGCUGUAUUUUCCUUAUUAUCAGUAAGAACUCUACUUUCAGUUUUUCCUGUGAAAUUUAUUUCAGUUUCCUGAAGAUUUCUGACCAAAUUGAGGAACUCUGUCUCCUUGGGUUUUUUUGGGUUGUAUGUCCCUUUUGUUAUAUUAUUUCUUGUUGAAAUUUAUAAAUAUGGAUUUUUUUUGUAUUGUUUUGUAUUUAAUGUUUAGGAUACUGUCUUGUUAAAUUAUGUGUAACUAUACCAAAAUGUUGCCUGAAGAUAAAUCACGACAAGAUUCCUUUUCCCCCCUACGUUUUGAAUACGUGGAAUCGCUUACAGAUUUGCCUUUUGUUUCAUUUUUCCUGUCCCAUCUUUCACUAUGUCUCAAAACCUAUUUGGUGAAAAUGCCUGGAGAAGUGAACUUGCCAAAAGGCAAGUAGCGUGAAAAGAGACGAAAGAAGCAAAAGGCCAAUAAAAUUUAUAAUUUCUGAACAACUGAAGUUUCUUCAAAUGUGAAAGACUGUCUUUGUAUUUCAUGUAUUAACUGAAUGUUUCCUAACACGGCUCUGUGUUGUCUUUGGUUGUACUGCCUGUCAUAUAGUGAUAGG